This is a messenger RNA of Botrytis deweyae, 270 nucleotides long. RefSeq lists its product as uncharacterized. The record is from RefSeq and is a predicted model, not a curated record. The transcript has 3 exons. NCBI's taxonomy places the organism in Eukaryota, Fungi, Ascomycota, Leotiomycetes, Helotiales, Sclerotiniaceae. The coding region runs from base 1 to 270 and encodes 89 amino acids.
AUGUUUCAUUUAAACAACAGCACUGGCAACCGACGCAAUUCGACACACAGUCAAGGAGGGUGCACUAGCUGGAACCAACGACUUCGUUGGACCACCAUCGGAUGCAUCUUGAAGGCAUGGCUAGAUUUGGUUCCGCUAAGCCUCAUUCAAAUUUCACAUGAGGAGACAGUGAUAGCGAAGGAAGACCCGGAGCACUCAGUGGAGGUAGAUGAAGACGGAUACAUGGGAUCGCUCGUGUUCAUCAUGAGUUGCGCUGUCUGCGUCGCCUGA